AUGGGAAAGGCUGUUGGUAUUGAUUUGGGUACCACCUACUCUUGUGUGGCCGUCUGGCAGAACGACCGUGUCGAGGUCAUUGCCAACGACCAGGGUAACCGUACGACUCCUUCGUACGUUGCCUUCACCGACACGGAGCGUCUGAUCGGUGAUGCCGCCAAGAACCAGGUGGCUAUGAACCCCCACAACACUGUCUUCGACGCCAAGCGUCUGAUUGGUCGCAAGUUCAACGACACUGAGGUUCAGUCGGAUAUGAAGCACUGGCCGUUCUCGGUCAUUGACCGCUCUGGUAAGCCCGUUAUCCGCGUCGAAUACAAGGGUGAGGAGAAGAUCUUCACUCCUGAGGAAAUCUCCUCGAUGGUCCUGCUUAAGAUGCGUGAGACCGCUGAGGCUUACCUUGGCUCGGACGUGAAGGAUGCUGUGGUGACUGUCCCGGCCUACUUCAACGACUCGCAGCGCCAGGCUACCAAGGACGCUGGUGUGAUUGCGGGUCUCAAUGUCAUGCGUAUCAUUAACGAGCCUACGGCUGCUGCUAUUGCCUACGGUCUCGACAAGAAGGACGAGUCCGAGAAGAAUGUACUUAUCUUCGACCUGGGUGGUGGUACUUUCGAUGUGUCGCUCCUGACGAUCGAGGAGGGUAUCUUCGAGGUUAAGGCUACCGCGGGUGACACGCACCUUGGUGGUGAGGACUUUGACAACCGUCUUGUGAACCACUUUGUGCAGGAGUUCAAGCGCAAGAACAAGAAGGAUCUGACCACAAACGCUCGUGCUCUGCGUCGUCUGCGCACUGCUUCGGAGCGUGCUAAGCGCACUCUCUCGUCGGCUGCCCAGACCACCAUUGAGAUUGACUCGCUCUUUGAGGGUAUUGACUUCUACACAUCUAUUACUCGUGCCCGUUUCGAGGAGCUUUGCGGUGACCUCUUCUCGCACACCAUUGACCCUGUCGAGAAGGUCCUCCGUGAUGCCAAGAUCGACAAGGGUUCGGUCAACGAGAUUGUGCUGGUUGGUGGCUCGACUCGUAUUCCUCGCGUGCAGAAGCUCCUUCGCGACUUCUUCAACGGCCGCGAGCCCAACAAGUCUAUCAACCCUGACGAGGCCGUUGCCUACGGUGCUGCCGUCCAGGCUGCCAUUCUGUCCGGUGACACUUCGGAGAAGACGCAGGAUCUGCUGCUGCUCGAUGUCGCCCCUCUUUCGAUGGGUAUCGAGACCGCCGGUGGUGUCUUCACUCCUCUGAUCAAGCGCAACACGACUGUGCCUACGAAGAAGUCGGAGGUCUUCUCGACGUAUGCCGACAACCAGCCUGGUGUGCUGAUCCAGGUGUUCGAGGGUGAGCGUGCCCGCACCAAGGACAACAACCUGCUGGGUAAGUUUGAGCUUUCGGGUAUUCCCCCGGCUCCUCGUGGUGUUCCUCAGAUUGAGGUCACUUUCGAUGUCGAUGCGAACGCCAUCUUGAACGUGUCGGCUGCCGACAAGACGACCGGUCGCUCUGAGAAGAUCACUAUUACCAACGACAAGGGUCGUCUGUCGAAGGAGGACAUUGAGCGCAUGGUUGCCGACGCUGAGAAGUACAAGGCUGAGGACGAAGCGGCUGCUGAGCGCAUCAAGUCGAAGAACGGUCUCGAAUCGUACACUUACAACCUGCGUAACUCGCUGAACGAGGAGGCCUUUGCCAGCAAGCUCGAUGCUUCGGACAAGGAGACUCUUAAGAAGGCGAUUGACGAGACUAUUGAGUGGCUCGACAACACUCAAGAGGGCUCUAUUGACGAGUACAACGACAAGCAGAAGGAGCUUGAGGGCAUUGCCAACCCGAUCAUGCAGAAGGCUUACAGCGCUGCUGGUGGUGCUCCCGGCGGUGGCUUCCCUGGCGCCGACGCUGGUGCGGCCCCUGGCGCUGGUGGUGACGAUGGCCCUCAGGUUGAGGAGAUCGAUUAA
Malassezia sympodialis ATCC 42132 is the source of this 1932-nucleotide messenger RNA. RefSeq names its product Heat shock protein that is highly induced upon stress (gene SSA4). NCBI's taxonomy places the organism in Eukaryota, Fungi, Basidiomycota, Malasseziomycetes, Malasseziales, Malasseziaceae. The record is from RefSeq and is a predicted model, not a curated record. Gene Ontology annotation, molecular function: ATP binding; ATP-dependent protein folding chaperone.